This is a messenger RNA of Paramecium tetraurelia, 975 nucleotides long. RefSeq lists its product as uncharacterized. NCBI's taxonomy places the organism in Eukaryota, Ciliophora, Oligohymenophorea, Peniculida, Parameciidae. The transcript is spliced from 2 exons. The record is from RefSeq and is a predicted model, not a curated record.
AUGAAGGAAAUAAUCAUACUCAACUUGGGUUGGAAUGGGGGCAUUAUAGGAGAUCAUUUGCAAGAAUAAUUGGCCACUGAAAAUCUAAUACAGGAUUUGAAUCUCUUAAACAAGGAAUCAGAUUUCUUAGCCAAAUCAUUUUAUUAUGAAACUUAAAAUGGCCAAUUUGUUCCUAAAACUGUAUUCGUUGAUUCUGAUUCACAAUUUCAAAAGAAGAAAAUAUAUGCAAAAUAGAAUUUUUCCUCAUUCAGAUAGAUGGUUGAGAAAUGUGAAAAUCUACAAGGAGUCCUUGUUAUUAAUACAACAAAUUAAAAUUACGACGAUUACAUCAAAGAAUAAUAAUAAUUGAUACCUACUGUUCCAUUUUAUUUUGUGAAUUUGAUUGAAGAUUAAAUAUCAUAUUCUUAGCAAUUAAGUUUACUAAAAUGCUAUGAAAUGCUGAAAGAAUUUGCAGAGGUGUGCUUGUAGAUCAAUGGAAGUGUAUUUUUGGACAAUAAAUAAUAUACAUCCUAUCCUCCAAGAAAUAUUUCAUAAUUCUUAAGUUUUUGUUUGGCUACAAUUAAUCAAUCUUAUAAGAAAGAAUUAGAUUUGACAACAUUCUCCUAACAUCUAUUUUUAGACUACGAUUAAAAGUUUUUGUCAUGUGGUUUUGAUUACACUUAUGUUAAUGCUUUUUCUAAUAAUUUUGGAGGUAUUAAUUAUUAGGAAGGAAAAUUCAAUAGAACAGGAUUAAUUAUAAGAGGAGAACCCAAUUUAGAAUAGGUCAAGUGGGUCUAAGAAAUCACCUAAGUUCCUUCUUACAUGGGCAUUCUUGAGAAAGCCUAUCCUGGAAUUGCUUAGAUAAGUAACCAUAGCAGUAAUGUGAAUAUAUUGGCAAAAACCAUCAAUAAAUUUUAAUAAGUUCCAAAAUAGUUUUUUAAUAUUGAUUACGAGGUGAAUGAAAGUCUCAAUCAGAUUGUUGCAGCAUAUUAAUGA